GACAGGUAUGAAAUGUUAACGAUACCGGAUAAACUUGUGAAAUAUGCCUGUUCGUAUGAUUCGCUAAACACCGGAGAAUUGCUUCCUGUCCUGGAGAGACGCUGCCAGAGCAAAAAGAAAUGCGUGUCGCAGUUUAACUUCAUUUGGUUACACUUGAGGAAGCGCUGGUGAAAUCAGUGAGUUGGCGUUAACAGCAAGUGCACUUGGCAAGCAAGUCCGUUUCGACGCGGUGUUAAUGUCAAUGUCUGCCCUUUUCAUCUUGACUUGAAUUUAUGUGUUUGUCCCGAUAAACGGUCUUAAACUGGUGUUGUUCUGUGAACACUAAGCUGCGUUGAGGAGGCAGGGAAGUGAUGGUGGUACGGCAGUAGUCACAGCAUCAUCAUGGACCGCCCCGGCCGGCGGCUACCUGCCACCCACCUGUAGCAUCAGUCAGCAGCAUGGCGAACACGACCCUCGGUACGCCGGACCGGACAGACAGCGGCUGUGGUGUGUCUGGAGGAGCCAUUGUGGGGAAUGGCUGCGUAGUGAAACACCCGGCUUCCUCCGACCUUGGCGAUCAGACCAGCGACCGUUGCCAUGAACCCAGCAUGGCCCCGCACAGCGAGCCCGUCUUGUCCAGUUACAAGCCGACCUGCUCCUCUACCCCCAUCUACUACAGCAGCCCCCAGAAAAGCUACUCAGACCUGAAUCAGGACAGCCACAGCUUGUCCUCCCAGGACUCAGGUAUCCCGACCCUGGAGAUCAACCCUCCAGAGCCCAUCCUCCACAACCACCAACGCCCAGGCAACGGAGGCCUCAUCCUGGACUCCAAUCAUGACUCUCCUGCCACUUUACCUUUGGAUGACGACCCCUCUGACAGCAACGCCAUACGCAAAUCUUCCACCUUCCCCCGCAGCGGGUAUGAUUCCAUCCGCCUCUUCAGUCCCGCCCUCAGAUUAUCCGCCACCACGGGGAUGAGUGUCGUCGGCGGAACCUUAAACCGCAGCGAUGACAUCUCUGUGUGCAGCGUGUCCAGCAUGAGCACGGAGCUCUCGGUCUCCAACGAAGACAUCUUGGAUUUCACCGUCACCUCUGACUCCAGCGCUAUCGUCACCUUAGAGACGGACGACAGCGGCACCGCUCACUUCUCAGACGUGACGCUGUCGUCAUCACCGGGAAACCCCAGAGACUUAUGGAGUCCCGUGCGACCGCAUCCGGGGUCAGGUGUCAUGCGACAGGAAGAGGAUGGCAGGCAAAAGAAAAUGGGACCUCUAGCAAGCUUAUUCAACAGGAGCCUGUUCGCCAGAAGGGUGAAGGACAGUCGGCCAGUGGAGCAGAGGGAUCCAGGGUGGAAGCUAUUCGGGAAAGUCCCACCACGAGAAGGCCCCACUAAGGACCCGAAGAGAAUACAGAAGGAAUAUGAAACAAAGACUGGCAGAGCUGGACCUGGCAACCCGACGUCUCCCAGGCAGAGUGUGAGGAAAAACCUGGACUUUGAACCCCUCUCCACCACCGCACUUAUACUGGAGGACAGACCUGCUAAUCUGCCUGCCAAGCCAGCCGAGGAGGCCCAGAAACACAGACAGCAGUAUGAAGAGAUGGUGGCCCAGGCCAAGAAGAGAGAAUUGAAGGAGGCUCAGAAGAGAAGGAAGCAGCUGGAGGAUCGGUGUAAGCUCGAGGAGAGCAUUGGCACAGCCGCCCAGACCUGGAACCAAGAGAUCUUACCUAACUGGAGUACAGUGUGCACAUCUCGACGAGUGAGAGACCUCUGGUGGCAGGGUAUCCCACCCAGUGUCAGAGGCAAAGUGUGGAGCCUGGCUGUGGGCAACGAGCUGAACAUCACACACGAGCUGUAUAAUAUCUGUCUGGCCCGGGCAAAAGAGAAGUGGAAGACCACGCCAGCACCGGCCUCAGAGACUGAACCUGAAGAUGCUGGUUCAUCAGAUCGAGAGUCGAGCCUGGAGCUGAUCAAGCUGGACAUCUCAAGAACUUUCCCCCACCUGUGUAUAUUCCAGCAGGGCGGGCCAUAUCAUGACGUGCUGCACAGCAUUCUGGGAGCAUACACUUGUUACCGGCCAGACGUUGGCUACGUGCAGGGAAUGUCUUUCAUCGCAGCAGUGCUGAUCCUCAACCUGGACACAGCUGAUGCCUUUAUAGCUUUUGCAAACCUGCUCAACAAGCCCUGUCAGAUGGCCUUCUUCAGAGUCGACCACAGCCUUAUGUUGACUUACUUUUCGGCAUUUGAAGUGUUCUUUGAAGAAAAUCUACCAAAGCUUUUUGCACAUUUCAAGAAAAACAACUUGACUCCUGAUAUUUAUUUAAUCGACUGGAUCUUCACUCUGUACAGUAAGUCGCUGCCUCUGGACCUGGCGUGCCGGGUCUGGGACGUGUUCUGCAGAGACAGCGAGGAGUUCCUGUUCCGCACGGCGCUGGGCCUGCUGCGUCUCUACCAGGACGUCCUGACCUGCAUGGACUUCAUCCACAUGGCUCAGUUCCUCACCCGCCUGCCCGACCUCAUCCCCGCUGAGCAGCUCUUCCAGCACAUCGCCGCCAUCCACAUGACCAGCCGCAACAGGAAGUGGGCGCAGGUCCUACAGGCGCUACAGAAAGACCCUGAGCGAGGUAGCCCAGUGCUGAAGCGCUGAGCUGAGAUCAGAGGAAGACCAUCACACGCUAACGGACCCAACCAGGACUCUUAGCAGGCUGGGCGGACCUGAAAAAGACCUGUGUUCAACAUCAUCUGGUUGAGGCCGCUGUGAUAAACCUCCUCUCCAGAGCCGCGUCACUGCUCUCACUGGAACCAGGACCCUGUAGGGAGGGGGUCUGUCGGUGAUGAGGGGCGUGAAAAGGAAUACGAGGCCUUAUUUAUCUCCCGCCGCCCCUCCUCAUCUCAGAGGCCCAGCACUGGACUGGAAAGUGUAGCUGGCAGAAUGUAUCACACACUCCCACACACACCACCCACCACGCUGAUCCAGAGGAAACCACAGAGAUACCAGUUACUACUCAAAUCCUCCACUUUAGAUUCUCUGCUGUCUUUCUAGCUCCACUCCCUCUUGUCCUUUCUUUACAUUUGGCUGUUUUCAUGACAAAAACAAAACAUAUGACCCCCCCCCCAGUCUCUAAUAAUAUUAGUCAGGGAAAGACUAAUGCGAAUGACAGUGUUGAAGUAUGUGAAGCGGACCCUCAGCUAGCGUCUGUGUCUCUGUGUGUCUCGAUCUCUUUGUCCCCGCACCUCGUCUCUGAGUUUGAUUUUGUCUUCUUAAGUCGCGUGUUUCCUGAACCAUUCCAAGAAUCAGCUCUCCGGGAGGGUUAAAAUCCAUGAAAAUGCACAUAAGCCUUCAUGCUGAAGACAAAUGUGGUGUCUCUGAGAGCACCGUGUCGUUGUGUGUAAUGAAAUAUUUAACCCUCUAAAAAGAGGUCAUAAGCUGCCUGUAAAAUGAGUUUUACAGUAUAUUUGUCAGUGAAACUGGGGUAAAUAAUGAGGUAACGUGUUGCUGUUAGACACACACACACGACAUGCAGCCCCUGAUAUGUUUGAGCAACAUUUCAGCUUGUUAGUGUGUUGAUUCCUGAUGUCUUGGUGUGAGUUUGAUGUCUUAAAAUUUUGUAUUUAUUUAAUAUUUAUCAGAAGGCCAAUGGGACACAAACAGGACUCAUUCCAGUCAAAUGAAGGGUUGUUGCCGAGCCUCUCCCCACUCAAACUCAUACUUUUGAAUCAUAUCUGAUAUCGUCCUGAUGACUUCUGAUUUUGAUUAUCAGGAUAACUAAAGGUGACAAUACUCAAGGAGGCUAGGCUAUUAUACUGAUAUGUUUAUAGAUGAUGUGAUGAUCACGGCAGAACAGGAACAAUAAAUGUCAUCAUUGUCAGUCAUUAUUCAAGAUGAAAAGCAAAACAUUCCUUUCCUCCAGCUGCUCACUUUGCUGCUUUCUUUGACCUUUGUGGCAAUAAAUUAAUUAUGUUUGAGUUUUGGAUGGCUGGUCAAACAAAACAAAAAUCAAUUCGAGGACUUCAUCAAGUGACAUUAUCAUGGGGAUGAUGGGCAAUUAAUCAUCAGAUUAAUUGAUGUUGUUAAAAGCAAGCCUAUAGUAUCGGCUCUCUAAUCUACGGGCCCUGGCAGAGCCACCUGACAAUCAGCUACAGGGCACUGCGCAGCCUUUGUCGAGUAUCUGUGGCACUUCUGUCCUACCGCUUGUUUAGAUCAGUGAUUUCACCCGUUUUUGCCCAUUUCUGAUCACUUUUUGUCUGCGACAGACCCAAGCUAACGCCAGUCCAGGCAAACCAAGUUCUCAAAGGCACCUUAAAUAGGUUAUGAUUGGUUUCAGAGUCUUGUUUUUUCCUGUCAUGCAGAACAUAGUGCACGCCAGCGGUCACCUGGCCACGAACGUGUCACCUUUUCAUGCUUUGCGGCCGCUGUUCUUCGAGGUUUGUCAGGGCCCGACCCCGCAUUCACACCGUGGUUAAUGUGUUAAAGUUCCAUCACCUGCAGUGUUCUGAUGAGCUGGGCUGAGCAGUGCUAAGCUGAGGUGAAGCACCGUCGAACUGUUGAUCCCACACAGUUUGUUCAAUGUCUUUUUGCCCUUUUUGCACAGAGCUGUGCGUCAGAUCAGACGAAGGUGCAGUAAUCUGAUUGGCUGUCCACGUCUGUGAAGAGUUCUUGAAAUCUUGAAACAAAAGAAGCUGCUGUCGGCAUUGCUCAGUGUGCACACAGUCCUGUUAUUGGUUGUAAAGCUGCUUCAUCCGAUGUUUUGUGCUACUGAUUGUUUGUUUGUGAUGGAGUUCACGUCAUUUCGAGAUCUGUAAUAUUAGUGACGUCUCCGUUUGGCCUCUUGUCCCCGCUGAGGCUGGACCACACUUUCUGAAACGCCUUUAAGGAGAACGGGCCGCAGCUGAAGUGUAACACAUGCUCUGGGUUUAAAAACAGGAAGCGCCUUUCGUUUGUAAAUCAUCAUGUCGCUGUGUGUUUCAGCGUCUGCGUCAGCUCAGCACCAUGCAGCAGACUCACUCUUUUCAAUGCACCCCCCCCCCCCAACUCCCCCAGUGUGGUGACACACCGCAGGACUGCAAUAAAGCUUUUUGCACGUUCACGCCAGCCUUUGAGUUGUGCCUCGCAUCAUCACUUUUUGUCCUCCUCGCAGGUCUUAACAGGUUGCCAUCCUUUCUUUUCUUUUUUUUUUGUGCUUAAGUAGUGACCAGCUGCUAAUACAAGCUGAUGUGUGUGUGUGUUUCAUGUGUGUUUGUGUGUGUAUGUGGUAAAGCAUACGAGAUCUGUUCAUUGCUAGUUUGUUGUUACAUUAAAGGACGGCCUGUGAAUGAAGUGACCCUCCCAGCUCUCACCAACACUACCUGCUUCCUGUCACACUAGCAGCACCGCAUGAGCCACAAUGGUCAAAAACAAAAUUCAAUCAAACUCAAUUCGAAUAAAAGCUGUAACACGCUGUUUGAUUUGCUGGAUAACUGUAAUUUCUUGGGUUCUGUUUGUUUUGCAUCGUCCGUUUUGUUUUUCCUCAAGAGACCUGCGUACUGUAGAGGACUGAUAGGCGAACAUGGAGACAGCAGAGGGUUACCAUGCAGCUGUAUCUCACUUGAAAUGUAUAUAAACAAUGGUUUUAUUAAAAUAAAGAGCUGUACAUAUUCAA
Molecule: messenger RNA, 5616 nt
Organism: Chelmon rostratus (copperband butterflyfish)
Lineage: Eukaryota; Metazoa; Chordata; Actinopteri; Chaetodontiformes; Chaetodontidae
Gene: tbc1d14
Product: TBC1 domain family, member 14
Exons: 14
Coding region: 438-2624 (728 amino acids)
Source: RefSeq, a predicted model, not a curated record